Messenger RNA from Polypterus senegalus (gray bichir), 4231 nucleotides. RefSeq lists its product as uncharacterized. NCBI's taxonomy places the organism in Eukaryota, Metazoa, Chordata, Cladistia, Polypteriformes, Polypteridae. The record is from RefSeq and is a predicted model, not a curated record. Bases 3112 to 3726 code for a protein of 204 amino acids. The transcript has 2 exons.
CAGUGGGAAGAAACCAGAGCCUAUAAUGUAUUAUUUCUGAACACAGGAAAUGUAAAGAAAAAAAAUAGUAAACCCUAUUUUAGCAGCAAACAUAGCAAAGCUAGAGGGAAGUCCAAAUUCUUGUUUUGUUAUCCGUGUGUGUGUGUGUGUGUGUGUGUGUGUGUGUGUGUGCUAGAAAGACUUGUUUUAUUGCAACAGUGUAUUGACAUUGUAGAUCUGUAUGUUCAUAGCAAUUAGUUCUGUUGACAUGUCAAAGAUUUUGGAAACAAUAUCUCAUAGUGAGUGCUCCUCAGAAAUGUACAAUUCAGCAAAUGGCAAAAAGUGACACAUUAUAGUUUCUGUGAGAAAUGCACUAAAACCAAGAAAUGUUUGCAUCUCUCCUCCUGAGGUUCUAGCAAGCAGUGCUGCAGAUCUUAUGGAAACAUAUCCUCAGAAGUUGACAUCACAACCAUUUUCACAGCAUACAGGUGUGUGUGUUGAUGGUCAUAUUAGUAUGUGGUCCAUGUUUUAUGCUUCACCGAGUUCACAAUGUGGCAUGCAUUACAUUCUCAAACCUGCCUGAUCCCAUUCAUAUUAGGGAGGAGUGGGUUGAUGAUUUAUCUUGCAUUGUGUUCAGGAUUUAAUAAAUAUUUUUUAUGUGAACUAUAUCUUUGGUCUUCUGGUAUCAUCCUGCUUGUCCAGGUUACAUGUGUCAAAUGUAUCAUGUCGUCAGGGCCUCUGCAUUCCCUAAGCUGCUAAGCUAUCCGUAACAUUUUAUAUAGUCAUAACACUAUAUGCAGUAAGGCUGACAGACACUGCUCACCUUUCUUAACAUGAUGUACAUCACAGUAAUGAAAUAUCCUCUCUUGAGUAUGUCCUUCCUUGUGCAUCAAAGGUGGUUUUACAUUGCCUGGUCUAUAUUGCCAACUCAUUCUCUUGGUAAAUGCAUUUUAUUUAUUGUUUUCUAAUGACACUCACCUUGUAAUAUUCCGAGUUUGAAAUAAGUGCUGUAUAUAAAAACCUAAUAAUAACCUCAUUUUAUUUGUAUGUUAUUUGCAGGUUCAAAGAAGGACUAGCCACACUAAAUGUUCUUGAAACAAAAUCCAUCAGGAUUCAUGAAAUACUUCUGUUUUUCUGAGAAAAAAAUAACAGCUGAAAUUCUAGAGAAUCUUUUUAAAGCUGAGUUUAGCCAGCCUGGCAGCCACAGAAGACAAGAGGAAGUGAGGAUAGCUGCAUACUGGGCAGACUGCUUGUUAGAUAUUGAAGGUCUGAAUUCAAGUAUUGGAGAAAAUAUUUGUUUAGUAUACUUACUGAAAUAUGUAAUAUUGUGUAUAGUACAUGUAGAUUUUCCACCUUACACAAUUUAUGAAACAAACUACACUGAAUGUAAGUAAGCGCAGCAGGAGACACACAGGAGCUUCUGUCCACAGGAUGAGAGUUUGUAUUCUGUGUGCCCACAAGUUUAGAAUACAAAUCAGCGUUCAAUCAUUUACUUCUGAUAAACACACAACUAAGAUAAGCCAAUUAAGCAAUUUCUGCUUUUUUAACUUUUACAAUUCAUAGGCCUUUUUAUCUGGCUAGCAAUUUAUGCAUUUACUGUAUUAAUUAAUGAAUUUAUGCCUGUUAUAUUACUUGUUUAUUUCACCAGCAUUAAACUAAAGUUGUCGCAUCUCUUAACCAACAAAGAAAUAAGGGUGUGGAUCUCUUAGGGUGGUUCCAAUUUAUUAUUAAUGUUUAAAGAUGACUUUUUACUGUGUGGUAUGAAAUUGAUUAGAUUACUGUAAUAUUUUAAUUAACACUGACUACUGUUAACAAAGCUUUAUAUACAGUACAGUAUGACACCUAAACAUAGGUUUGAGCUUCCAUGCCACGUGAUCAGGAAUGGGACCAGUAAGAAUAAAUGAUACAAUGCAACAAAGCUGCUGACACAGUAUAGCGUUACAGAAUCUGAAGAUAUUAAUCCAGAUAUUAAGGAAAGAGGAAAAGAAAAACAGUUUGGUCAAAACACAUGCAUAUAAAAACAGUUAUGCUUAUCUGUACAAUUCAUCUUUGUGUAUUUAGUAACAAAAUUAAAUGUGGUGCACAUCAUGCAUUAUGCUAUGCGCUAGUAGUGGUGACGAGAUCUCGUGGUACGAGAUCUGGCGAGAUCAGAUUUGUCUCGCGAGAUGCGUCUGGUCUCGCGAGAACGUGACGAUAUCCUUGUGUUAUUGGCAUGAUGGAGUGUGAGGGAGAAGUAAGGAUAGAAGAUGCGCCCGCGACAUUUAAAUCGUUGGUGUGGCAACAUUUUGGAUUCCUUGUGGAAAUAAGAAACGGCAAAAAAAUGACAGACAAGACAAAGACAAUUUGCAAACACUGUAAGAAAUUAAUACCGUACACCUCUGCUAACACAAGCACUAUGCAAAAGCAUUUGGAAAACAACCACAGCUCGUCACCAGAAGGUGCGCCUGUGAAGAAAACGGAAAGCAAUUCAGUUCGCAUGAAAGGGCAAACAACCAUAACAAAUGCCUUUGCAGCUAAACUUCCAACAUCCAAUGCAAGAGCCACAGCAAUAACAAGAGACAUCGGCGUUUUCAUUGCAGCCGAUUUGAGACCAUUUUCUGUGGUGGAAAAUCUGGGAUUUCGGCAACUCAUCCACACACUGGAACCAAAGUACUGUAUGCCAUCCCAUCACGCGCACAUUUUACUCGCACGGUGGAGUGAAUGGUAAACGUUGUACAGGCUCUGAAAGAGGCAGAAACCAUCGCCAUAACUACUGACGGUUGGACUUCUAGGUGUACACAGAGCUAUAUCACAAUUACAGCCCACAUUAUCAACAGUAAUUAAGAAAUGGUACAUUUUGUACUGCAGAUGCGCCCACUUUUUGAAUCACUCACAGGGGCAAACGUCGCUGAAGUUUUACAAGAAGCUGUCACACAGUGGGGUCUUAAAAAGCCAAACCAUUGCCUCGCUAUUGUAACAGAUGGCACACAAUAAAUCUCGCUACACAGGCUGGCCUUGGUGUUGCGUGUGUCGCUCGUUUGCUCGGGCGGGUGAGACGUGUAACUGCUUUUUUUCACCAGAGUUCGACAGCUGCCGCGGUACUGACGUCUAAGCAGAAGCUGCUACAACUGCCACCGCACAAAUUAAUAAUGGAUGUCACCACGAGAUGGAAUUCAUCAUUGGAUAUGCUGGUUCGUUACCUGGAGCAGCAGCGCUGCUAACAGCCCAGAAAUAAGACAAAAUGCCCGAAACAUUGACACACUGGAUACCUGUGACAUUGUCAAUGCCGAAUUUCUUGUGAAGCUGCUGAAUCCUUUAAAGACAGCUACCACUGUCUUGUGUGAAGAGAAGAGGCCCACAGUGUCUCUCAUUGUGCCACUGAAGAACAUGAUAGAACAAAACAUGGCACCAAAUGACAGUGAUUCCCCCACUGUGGCCGACACAAAGAGAGCAAUUCUCAGCAAUAUUUCAGGCAGAUACAGUGGGGAUGUAGACAACUACCUGCUAGAGAGCACUGCGCUGGACCCAAGAUUCCAGUCUCUAACGCAGCUAGACUGCAACCAGCGUGAGGCCGUCUUUCAGAGGAUACAGAAAAGGGUGGAACAGUUGCAGCAAAACCAGCCCACAGAUGAGAAGAGUAUGGAGCGCAAGGAAGAGGCAUCAGCUCAUUGUUCCACACAUGGGGGCGAGGGGCUCUUGAAGCUGAAGGCGCAGCGGAGUCAGAAGAGGAACCUGCUUCCAAGAAGACAGCACUUGAGGAUCUGCUAGGGGACUCUUUCUCGAAGACAGAACAGCCCAGCAAAGGAAUGGAGAGGGAAACUGAACUUUACAGAAGAGAGGCCUCUAUCCCAAUUAGUUGCUGCCCUCUGACAUGGUGGAGAGAAAACAGCUCCAAAUAUCCUCUGCUGUCUCCACUUGUCAAAGAAUAUCUUCCCAUUCCUGCGACCUCUGUUCCAAGUGAGCGUGUCUUGUCAACUGCAGGAGACAUAGUUACUGCCCAGAGGUCACAAUUGCUGCCAGAAAAUGUAGACAUGCUUAUAUUCUUAAAAAAGAACAUGGCCGUAUCUUAGAGGUCAUUACCUCAUUACCUAGGUCUCAGCUCUUUUGUUCAUUGUUUUAAGACAGCACUACUUUGAUAGUUACACUAAUUAUGGUUAAUUGCACACAAAGGGAUAUUUGUGUUGUUUAUUAUUUAUUUUUAUUUAUACUACUUAAUUUUAUUGUGCAAUGAAUUGCCUGUCAGUUUGUGGCAAAAUAUUUUGCAGUGUUUACA